This is a messenger RNA of Acanthoscelides obtectus, 6438 nucleotides long. The record is from the annotation of a GenBank genome assembly. NCBI's taxonomy places the organism in Eukaryota, Metazoa, Arthropoda, Insecta, Coleoptera, Chrysomelidae.
AGCUGGAGCAAAAUGUCUUUUUCUUCGGAGUUAUUUGGUAAAAAAUCCAUAUUACUUUAAAAUUUGAAUUUGGCGCGCCCCCGCUUGUCAUUAUGUCAUUUCAAUUCAACAAGUGCAUUGUGGGAUUAUGAAUGGUGGUAUAUUUGUGGUCAUUUUUAUCUUCCCAAGAAGAAAGUAUUCAAUUUUUAUUUAUUAGAAAUUGCAGGCAACUUCCACCAAGCAAUCAACGUGAAAUUUGUGAUAUGAUCAAUAGCUUUGCCGUAUUUACACGUGUAUCUAGUGAAGCAACAUUAGAUUUGUUUGGGGGUCAUUUCAGAUGAAACUAGUUAACAUCUUUUAAAAUACUACGGAAAAUACUGGAGAGAUGUUUUGGAAACACAAUACUAACGCUUCUUCCCAAAUCGAAGCACUUUUGUCAAAGGAGAAUGUCACCCUUGCUGAAGUGCUAGAUUCAGAGGAAAUCAUCAAUGAAUGUAGAGCACAGAAUAAAAUGCUCAUUGAUUUGUAAGUAAAUAAAAUUAUUAGAACAUGUACAAUACAGCUGGGUACCAAUGUCUUUGUGUUUAAAAACAAGCAUUGAUAUAAAGCACAUCCUAUUAUCCUCCAGAAACCAGAAGUGAUGGAUGAGCUAGUGAAUCUGAUAACAAAAGAACCAACGUUGGAAAUGGAUGAGAAGCUAAGGUUCAAGCAUCCUAAUGUAGCAUGUGAACUAUUGACUUGUGAUGUACCGACUUUAAAUGAAAGGCUGGCUAGUGACAAGGCUCUGUUAGAAAAACUUUACACUUUCCUCAAAAUUGAACCUCCUCUCAAUCCUCUUUUAGCUUCCUAUUUCAGUAAAGUUAUGGGGGUGUUGAUUGCCAAAAAGACUGAGCAGAACUGGCUCUCCUAUCAGUUCACUUGCUUACAGGUCCUAGACUUUUUAAAAGCCAAGGACGACUUUAUUCAGUUACUGCUUAGACACUUAGGCACCUCUGCUGUUAUGGACCUCAUUCUAAAGCUGAUGACGCAAGUUGAGGGUAUGGAGAUGCGGCAGAAUAUAUUAAAUUGGUUAGACAGUCAAAGGAUCAUGCAAUCCUUGGUAUCCUUAUUAAACCCAAAGGUAGACAAGGAGAGACAUUACAAUGUUGCUCAAUUACUGUGUGAUUUUAUUAGGACAGCACGUGACACUUUGAGAAAUUCCACAGAAAGAGUGGACCCUGAUCCUCUUCUGAAUACAUUAGAAUCGACCGAGACAGUAUCUUUGUUGCUGGACAACAUUCUGGGUGAAGAAAAAGUAGAUUCAGCUAUAGUGGGUGGCAUACAAGUACUUUUAUCUUUAUUAGAUGUAUACCAAAAUAGUUUGCCAAAAUUGAAUCAAACGUACAGUACGAAUAUAAAUGAGGAAGCGACUGAUAUUGAACAAAAACAGAAAAUUAUUCAAAAUACAACCCAAGCAAUUUGUUGUAGGAUAAAAGAUUUUCACAAUUUACUGAUUGAACCUCCUAAGCAACAACCUAUCCUGACAACAGUAGGCCUUCUAGAUCCGCCUUUAGGUAACACGCGGUUACAGGUCACGCGACUUUUCGCGGCACUAGUAACCACUGAAAACGAAGAAGUACUGAAAGAAAUCGAAUCUUGCGGUACUAUGAACGUCCUGUUGGAGUUGCUUUUCAAGUACCAGUGGAACAACUUCUUGCACUUACAAGUGAAGAGCUGUUUCAUAUCAGCACUUAAUUCGAACAACAGUGAUGAAAAAGGAGAUAGCCUGAAUGCCUUAAGUAAACAUUUGUUAGUUAAUUGUAAAUUGAUUGAAAGGAUUAUUGAAGCUUGGAAGGAAAACGAUGAGCAACAGGCGCAGGAGAAAGGUCUGCGCAAAGGCUACAUGGGCCAUCUCAUUAGUCUGAUGAAUAGUAUAGUAGAAUUGUGUUCAAGUACGUGUUUAGGACAAUACCUCAAAGAACAGUUGCCUGAAGUAGCAAAAUCUCUAGACGAAUUUAAAGAAACGACUCUCAGCGAAACGAAUAAAAUUCAGGACACAUUGCUGGGAGGCGUUCAUCCAGACGUUGCAGUUGAAAGUAGUGACAGUUACGGAGACAUACCUUUUCCGCAGCCGUCAGCUACACAGCAACAGUUGUACUCUCAGUAUCAAGUACAAAAUUUGGCUUCCUAUAUUGAUGGAUAUAGUGGAUUCAACGAUGAUAACUUCAAUGAUGGAGACGAUACUUUACAAACGAUCGAUCACCGCACAGACACCUCGUUCGACCUCUCCUCCGAGUCUGAACUCGGCCGGCAGCAGGAGAUGUUCAAACGCGUGUGCGCUCAGACUGUUAAUGCCUUCGACGAUGGCGAUGACAAUGCCUUCGACGAUGCUGCAGCCGAGAAUACGUUCAGAACGGUGAUUGAGAAAAAGGACGAGACGGGCGAGUACGGGAGUGACAGCGAUGAGGAUCUGCCGAGGGAUGACCAGGAGGCAGAGGACGCUGGAAUGGACGUUGAUCCAUGGUCUUCACCAAAACUUUCAGCGGCCGAUGGCAGCGCUUCCGAUCCGGUAGCGACAAACGUCGACCCCUGGGGGACAGACUUCGGAAGCACGCGAAGCGCCACCUCGUUCGUACCACCAUAUUCCACGGAAGUAGUCGUAACGGCUUCGCCCGAGUUUGGCGGUUGGGCCGAUUUCAGUUCGGCCAGAUUCGAUGAUAACUUUUCCCAGAGCGACGACGUGUUCCAGGAUGCUCAGCAGAAAAUCACUGCUAUGGAGACGUUGCGGACCUCCACGCCCACUCCGGUCGAUGCGAUGGAGAAAAGUGAAGAGACAGCGGUGAAGGAUGAGAAAAUGGAAACGCAAAAACCUUCCGAACCUGCAGGCGCGGGCAUAACCGAAACUGCAGACAGGGUGAUCCAAACCGGUAGCUCGGAAAAAUUGGCGGCUAACGCUGUCGAAGUGAAAGCAAAUGACAGCGCGGCAGCCGGCGAUAUGGAAGGGGCAAAGUGCGAUACUGUGGUGUUAGUACCUCCACAAUUUGUAUCCCAACAGGGUAGUAAAGAUGUGAAGAGUACUACCGAAGUUAUCGCUGCUGUCACUGCAACACCUGUAGUCGAACCGUCCAAAAGUAUAGGAGGUGACUAUAAAUUGGAACAUCCCUCCUCCGCCACGGACAAAGAGAAGCAGCAACCUCCAACGGAGAAAGUUUGAGCAAUCCCGCAACAUAUCAAAUGGGAACUUAACAUUGAUGAUCUAGAACGCCCCGCAACAGGUGUGAUGUGUAUAAAUAGUAUUUUGUAAAUUUACCUUUUUUAUCAUAUGUAUGUAAAAUUUAAAACAAUACCAACUGCCUAUCAACAAUGGUGACUUGAUUGAAGAUGGUGAUACAAGAUCCUACUUAUACUAAAAUCAUUGUAUGCUCUCUUCUUUUUGACAUUUUGAACAAUGUACAUGACCACAAAAACUGUAUUUUAUGUUGUCGAAAAUAUUCCAUCAUCAAAGCAAACUUAACUAUUAUUUUUAUAGUUGCCGAGAUACAAAGCACCUCAUAGCAGUUACCAUGCUGUUACAACACUAUUGUACUUAUUGGAUAUCUCUAGGAAUAUUAUUUGAUCAACAAAUGCUCCAUGACUUUAUGUACAGCAAAUAUGUGUCAGAUUGAAGGUGGUAUAUAAUUUGAUAGAUAUUAUGUAGAACGCGAUUACUGAAAGGUGGAUCAGACUGCUAUCCUUUCAGUUCUUUUUUGGGUAAGUUAGUAAUCGUACUACCAAUGCCAGCAGAUCGAAGGUAACGUCGACGGUUUUCUAGAACGCAAUCAAAAUAUUGAUAGAAAAUUGAAGAAAAAAUUUCAUUUUGCUGGAUUUUUUCCUGUGAGGGUCUUUCGAUCAUAGUCUCCAGAACCUGUGUUACAUCUCAGGUUUAUUGUAUCUCACUCCUCGUAAUUUUCGGAAUCCAGUCAUGCAAUCUCGAAUUCAGUACUGAUUGGUACUGUACGAAAGUAUUAGUUCUAGUCCAGGUUUUCCAAUGAGUUGAUACGUCUGGUGAACUUUGCACUCGCGGUGGACAUGACAGGCCCAAUUUAUUCUGUUCUAUAUCAUAAGUAAACGAAUGAAAUGUAUUCUGGGUGUAACAAAAAUAAAAUGACUGAACGGUAUUUUUCCAGGAUGGCUAUGAAAAAGGUCAAGGUCAGGUCUUUACUAACUUUUAAAUGUUGACCAUGACUUUUUUUUUUAAUAGUAAGACGCUUUUUGACACCAACAAUCGAGCAGGAUUAUUGGUGUUGAAAAUCAAAGUAAGACUUUUAAUAACUUAUUGACCAUGGAUUUGAACAUAUUAAAACGUAACAUUUUCCAUCGCUGGUGUCCAGUUAAAAAAAGAUGACCUUGAAAUGACUGAAGGUGAGGUUCAAGGUUGAAUCCAGGGUCACCAUCGAAAUUCUUGUUAAAAGUUACUAAAGAAGAAUUUCCAAUCAAUAAUUGUGCUAAACUUGAUGUUUUGAGGUUUCUUUGAUUUUAGAUUGGUUUGACGCUGUCAGAUAGGGAGUUUUCCAUUUAAGAAAUGUAAUUUAUUUUAAGGUGAGUCUCAAGGUAAAAAAUAAUGACCAUUGAACUCCUUGUUCAAAGUUAGUAAUCGAACUGACUUUAGCUUUUUUCAAAAAUACCUCACCUGGAAAAAUUCAGAGCUAUUCCGUUAGCUCUGUUAUACCCGAUAUAUGACUGAAUAGCAGUGAAUAAGAAUUUUCAUAGGGAUGCCAUUCUAACAGAAGAAAAUGUUCGAUGACAACUUAACAUAUUUUAAUAAAUUCCUACUGUAGCGUAGGUUUCCCAAAGAGUUGCUGCUUUUAUUGAAGGUUAUGAUGGACCAUCCAUGAUCCCCAUCACAUGGUAAUUAAAUCGGCAGAAGAUAUACUCCAGCAUUGUUUAACAGUGGAGAAACAUGAGGCCUUUUUAACAAAAUUGCCUCUUUCAACAUUCCAGUUGAUUAUAUGUAUAGAUACCUUUGUUGGUAAAUACUGAAAUUUAGAUUACAUGAAAAAUUUUAUCGCUUAUGAUACAGCUCCUAUCUGAGUUUGAGCUGACCAUACGCGUUAAAGUUGUAGAAAGGCAAUUUUCUUGUACACAAACCUUAACGCGCUUGGCCAGCUCUAGCUCAGAUAGAUAACGAGUUCUAUCUACCUUUCUAUAAUCGACUCUACGAUUCACAUUUAUAGCGUAUGACUUAAACCAUCGUGAAGGCUUUUUCUAUUGAUUUAUUCGCUCAAAACGUAUAGUGGGCGAAAUCUUUUUGACUUAUGUAUGGUUGCCAUUUUCGUUCCGUCGCGUAUGUAUAGUGCACAAAUUUGUAUAUUACGGAUUAAAGCAGAUGGGUUUGAUUUCACUGUUGUUUUUUGGCAGCGAUGCAAUCUGUUUUAAAUAUGUACUGUUCAUGUAGCAAUAUUAAAAGUAACUUAUUUUGAAUUGUUUUUUUCUGUUAUAUUUUUCAUAAUGUGGGCCGCUUUAGAAAAAAGGGUAUUUUCAGAACACCCAGUAUAUGCGAUAUAAUUAAUAGAAGCAACUAGUUUUUUUCUGUUUGUCGCAUAACCCGCGAGGCAGUCGACAUCUAUAUCCUGUAAAUAAUCGCUAUGAUAGCGAUCUAAUCGUCAUACUUCGAACUCGCUGUGAACACAACCUAUGGAGGAAUGGCAGAACGACCCAACGGUCAGCUUAGGCCAACGAAGCUGUGAACGGCCUUCGCUAGUACCAUCUCUGAAGCAGGUGUUACAUAACAUCAGCCAUAGCACAUGCUCAAUUAUUUUGACGCUUAGGUAACACACACAGCUGCUACAGGUGAACAUAAAGUGAAUUACAACUAGUUCGAGAGGGACAAUUAUGGCGAUCAGUUCGCCAUCCCUUUCACUUUUCAGUUUCUUAAUAAGGGUGCCGACCAUAAAUGGUUAAUGAGGGUAGCUGUGAUCGCCGUGAGUAGCUAUUUUUAGUAGCAGUAAAAAGUUGGAGCAACCACUUCUGGGACACUUGCCGGCACUGCUUGAGAAAUCCAAAACAAAAAGGUUUUCCGACACAGUGACCCAACUAUUCCUGAUUUAAAUAAAUUAAAUGCAACCAACAUCUGUAACACAAAUACUGAAUCUACACUACUCAAAAAAAUUAAGGAAACAUAAAAAAGUUUCGAUGAUUUUUGACAGACUGACCUUUCGGUGGAAAAUGGUCGUAUCUAGUUUACUUUAAAAAACGCAUUUUGAAACUUUGAGGUUCUGGUUUUUAGGUUUUCUAACAGAAACAUUUUAGGAUCAACGGUACUCAUGCAUUUCUAACAGAUAGCGCAAGGACAUUUUUUUGCAAUAUUUUUGUCUUCUUUUUAGACCAUGGGCUUGAAUUAUUUUGUUGGGCAAUCAUUUAGAUCGGAUAGCUCGUUUAUUCAGCUUCAGUAUCCAGUUUUUAAAAUCUCGAUACGAUCAUUUGGCGCGGAGAUAUCUGACU